Molecule: messenger RNA, 1669 nt
Organism: Tupaia belangeri chinensis (Chinese tree shrew)
Lineage: Eukaryota; Metazoa; Chordata; Mammalia; Scandentia; Tupaiidae
Gene: CUNH9orf85
Product: chromosome unknown C9orf85 homolog
Exons: 4
Coding region: 695-1153 (152 amino acids)
Source: RefSeq, a predicted model, not a curated record
CAGACACCACCCAGACGCAGCCAGGUCUUGCUUCCCUUUAAUCCUUCUUUCUUUGUGUCUCCUCAGCCUGCCAGGCGCAGGACUCGCCCCCGGAGCGGGAGGGAGACUGGAUGGGAACCGAAGGGGUGAGUGGAGUCCUCGCUCAGCUCAGAGUUGGUCAGUGACUGGAGGAAGGUGCCAAAUCUGACCCGGGCUUCAGCCUGCGAGCGGGCGGGGGGCGGGACGGAGUCCAGCCUCGCCCCACUUCCACCAAUCACAAGCUGCACAGCAGAGUCGGUCGCGUUCGGAGCUCCAGGAUAGGUCGAGCAGACUCGGCAGGAGGCGGGGAUUGCGGUAAAGAAGACCCAGUAGGAGCGAGGGUUCCCCGCCCCUCCGCCUUGAUGGACUGUCACAUUCCGGCCAAUGGGGAAAUUCUCUUUUUGAAGAAAGCGGGACUUGUUCGCCGGGUUUAAGAGGGAGGUUGCGCGGAGGGGGAGGGAUCGAGCUGUGCCUCGUGGAGUAGCCUGGACUAAGAUCAGGGAGGGCUGGAGACUGUCCUUUGACCUCCCAGAAGUCACGUGGGAUGACCUGGGGCGGAACGGCAGAACGAGUUUCUUCCGGGUCGUUGACAGAAGGAUCAACUCUUUGGGUGUAGUUUCUGUCUAUCCUGCAUCUUUUCCCCUGAAAACCUCGUGAGGUGGUUGUGAUUUCAGCGAUGAGCACCCAGAAGGGCAACGUGGCUCGUUCCAGGCCUCAGAAGCACCAGAAUACGUUUAGCUUCAAAAAUGACAAGUUUGAUAAAAGUGUUCAUACCAAGAAAAUUAAUGCAAAACUUCAUGAUGGAGUAUGUCAGCACUGUAAAGAAGUUCUUGAAUGGCGUGUGAAAUACAGCAAAUACAAACCAUUAUCAAAACCAAAAAAAUGCGUUAAAUGCUUACAGAAGACAGUGAAGGACUCUUACCAUAUAAUAUGUAGACCAUGUGCCUGUGAACUUGAAGUUUGUGCAAAAUGUGGAAAGAAAGAAGAAAUUGUUAUUCCGAUUAACAAAGAACCAGAAAAGACAGAAAAUAAUCCCAACUGGAGAAGAAGUUGCAGAAGAAAUGAAGAAAGUGAUGAUGAUUUAGAGUUUGAUAUUGCUUUAGAUGACACAGAAGAUGACAGUCCAGUGGAUUAAUAUAAAUAUAUUAAAAGUCAGUUUGAGAACACGAAAUUUUGACCAACUUCUGCCUUUGAGGGUUUCAGUUUCACAAAGAAUCUGUGAAAUCCUAAUGAGGAAAUCAGAAAAACCUUAGAAAAUGGGCAACAUUUGUAUUUGAACAAGUAUAUAAAUUAUGUAUGGUAUUUGUAUUAUAUAAAGGUUUUUUCCCAGAGUUUUCUUACAACACAUUUUUAAGUUUUAUAUGCUGGCAUAUUUGCUAAAAUGAGCAGUAUAGUAUCAUAGUACUGUUCAUAGGAAUUAUAUGGAAGAACAUGUUACUAGAUUAUCAAACAAGAUUCAGCCUGAUUGUAGAACUACUCCACAUAAAAAAAAGGUACUAUAUUGCUAGCCUCAAAAAUUGAUCCUCAGUAAGUACCUUUUAGGAGCAAAUGAUCCACAGAGCAGAAGCUCCUUUAAUUAUGUUUGUUUAAAAAGCAAAAAGUUUAUUUUUUAUAAUAAUGUUUUACAAGUAUAUAGCAGUUUUCAUUGAAA